Pneumocystis carinii B80 is the source of this 953-nucleotide messenger RNA. RefSeq lists its product as hypothetical. The record is from RefSeq and is a predicted model, not a curated record. Gene Ontology annotation, biological process: negative regulation of silent mating-type cassette heterochromatin formation; negative regulation of rDNA heterochromatin formation. Gene Ontology annotation, cellular component: cytosol; Rpd3L complex. Lineage: Eukaryota; Fungi; Ascomycota; Pneumocystomycetes; Pneumocystales; Pneumocystaceae. Bases 47 to 907 code for a protein of 286 amino acids. The transcript has 5 exons.
UGCAAAUUCUUUCUUAACUUUUCAUUAUUUUUUUUAAUUGGUUAAGAUGAAAGAUGAGGAGACUUUGGAAGAAUUGAUUCGUUUUAAAGAGGCACUUGAACGAUCAGAAAAUGGAUCAGAUUCAAGCUCAUCAGUUAAUAUUUAUAUGGGAAAUAGAGGGUGUAAGUUAAAACGCAAGGCUCGAUAUGCUUAUCGUGGAAAACUUGGUGUUCCAUCUAGUAUUAUUACAGAUCGUAAGAAGGUAUAUUAUGGAUUAAAGGGACGUACAGUGAUUCAGAGGAAAAAACAUCAUCGAGAUAGAUCAAUUGAUACGGAUACAGAAAUGUCUACACAUUCGGAUGAUCCGUAUCAUGAUAUAGAUAUUGAUGAAUUAUUGGCACCGAUUUCUCAUCCAGCGGAAUUUUUACGACAUCGAUCAUGUAGAAAAUCGUUACAAUCAUGUUUAGAAAGUUUAGCAAGACAAUUAUUAGAUACGAUUUCUGAGGAACGUACAUAUAAUAUAUUAUUAUCUAAAUUUCUUUUUAUUCUUCUUGGAGAUGAUACAUCUAUUAAUAUGGCAUCACAUUUAAAUUUUCAAGAAACUAAAGAAAUAGCCGAAUUUUCCAAGGAUCAGACCAUGAAUAAAACAUUAUCUUUAGAAACGGAUAUUUCUCAACCAAUUCCAUGUCAAUUGCCUUCAUUUAUAGAAUUUCCCUCUAAUAUGAAUGAUACUUAUUUAUGGUGUCAUCAAAUGGGUUUAUCUGAGAAUGAUAUAAAUGAUUUACGUAAAUUACUUCAAUCUGCAUUAGAUCGAAGCAUGGAAUAUCUAAGAUGUUUAAUGCAAGUACGAAAUGGAAUUAUUCGUGCUCAACGACUUAUGAAAAAAGUUUAUGAAUGGUGUGUUGAAGCUUCUAAAAGAGAAUCAUAAUAAAUAUUAUAAAAUAAUUUUUAUUUUACUGGACUUUUAUUUCACU